CAGACAGGAGUGAGACAACUCCAAGAGAUACGGCAGACUCUCACAAUUUAGGAACACAGGAUGAUCCCAUGCAAUUGUUUCCCUGUAGUAUUUGUCACAAAAUUUACCGCCAUAGAAGGACAUUAAAGGAACAUAUGAGAAUACAUACAGGAGAAAAACUGCACGAAUGUGAACUUUGUUUGAAAAGGUUUUUGAAACGUGCUCAUUUGACUGAACAUGUGAGAAUCCACACUGGUGAAAAACCCUAUGAAUGUGAAAUUUGUUUGAUGAGAUUUAGGUGUAAGUCUAUUCGAACUGAUCAUAUUAGACGUGGAAAAUGCAAUGAAAGAAAAAAUCUAUGAUAAUAAAGCUAAAUAGAUUGUUAAAAAGAGUUGUUCUUUGCAUGUUUUAUGAACUUUAGGUGGGGUUAUUAAUUAGGAAGAUAACAUUCAAAUGUUCACAUUCAUUUUAAUGAUUUUUUAAGAGAAAGGCAAAGUUUCCUUUAGCGAUUUGAUCGAAGCAAUAUGGAUUGAGCAAAUUUAUUUACUCAUUUAUUCAUCUAUUGAUAUAUGAACUGAUAUACCCAAUUAUGGCUAUCUGGUUUUGACCCUGUUUAUUAAUGUUCAACCAUCAUUAUAGUAGAUAUAU
Messenger RNA from Owenia fusiformis, 627 nucleotides. The record is from the annotation of a GenBank genome assembly. NCBI's taxonomy places the organism in Eukaryota, Metazoa, Annelida, Polychaeta, Sabellida, Oweniidae.